Clarias gariepinus (North African catfish) is the source of this 2569-nucleotide messenger RNA. RefSeq names its product adhesion G-protein coupled receptor G2-like. Bases 341 to 2296 code for a protein of 651 amino acids. Gene Ontology annotation, cellular component: membrane. The record is from RefSeq and is a predicted model, not a curated record. Gene Ontology annotation, biological process: adenylate cyclase-activating G protein-coupled receptor signaling pathway; cell surface receptor signaling pathway. The transcript has 15 exons. Gene Ontology annotation, molecular function: G protein-coupled receptor activity. NCBI's taxonomy places the organism in Eukaryota, Metazoa, Chordata, Actinopteri, Siluriformes, Clariidae.
CACUGUUUGGGAGAGAGAGAAGAGAUUAAAUGCUUCCCGUGAACCGCCACCUGUGUGCCGUGUCUGAUUCACACAACGUAGAGUGAAGUUUAACUGGAGUGACCGGUUACACUUGCUUCCAAGAAUUGUUGUUCUAACGAAACAUCUUGUAAUAUUUCGAAAUAGUGUAUCACUGAAAGCCAUGAAACAUUUGAAUAAACCACACUGAAUUGAAAGAUGUAGCAUUGUAUCCAGAACAGCUGAUGUAAUGCACAUGUCCUUAUCUGAUGCUCUGCUAUUUGUGUAUGCAAAUGAAUAACUGGAUCUAGAACAAGUAGAAAACAAGCAACAAAAACAAUGCAUGACCAUCUUUCCAUCUUUCACCAUCGUCAAUAAGAUUUCGCAGAAAGCUGCUGAUAUGAAACGCCUCUGCAUUGUGCUCCUGCUGAUCUUUAGAGCUAUUCCCGAUGAUGGAUUUAAUGCACCAAGAAAACAGGAGGCUGAGGAGGAUUAUUUCUUCUACAACAACACCGACCUGGAGAUUGCUGAAAGUCUUUCUAGAUCACUCUGCAACUGGGAAGGCUCCCGGUGUUAUAUGGAGUGCACUGCUAUCAAUCUUACCACAACCGUAGCAAGUCUGAACAGCUUAAAGAAUCUGGAACCACCCACCAAUAUCACAGGUCGAAACAACACUACGCUUGUCUUUGAAAUAAAUAAGAAAAUGACCACAUGCAAUAUCACGAAGUGUGAAUCAGAUGAAAUGAAUGAAUUCAUCACAAGCAUGGAUGAAAUAACGUUACCGAAAGUACAAGCGAUGUGCAACAUAUCAUUUGAUUUAAAUACAUGUCAGAGAGCAGAAAAAAAUUACAUGCUUAAGCUCAUCAGCUUACCAUUUGACGGGGCAACCAAAACCUUUGAGAAGGAGAACUUUAAAAUGACUGUACUUAAGAUGGAUAUGAUGAACACCACGGAUCACAGCCGUGUAAAGAUCUCUGCUCCAAAGAUAUCUGAUGAGGAUCCACCCACAGACAUAUUUAUUCCUAUUGAACCGUUUCAAGACGUCUCACAGGAGCAGUCCAAAAUUGGCAUAGUGGCAUAUCACUCAGCUCAACACUUUAUAAGUAACUCAAGUACUGUGUUAAAGUCUGGCAUUAUUCGCAUUGAAACUGCUGGACGUGAGCUUAAGAACUUAUCAAAUCAUCUUGUUAUCAAGUUUCCAGUGAACAUUAGUCAAAUACCUGAAAAUCAUAACCUGUCAUGUCAGUUCUAUGAUGAAAAAGAGUACAAAUGGGAUGUCAUGGGCUCUUUCACAAACAUGGAGAAUUUAAACGGCAGUAACAUAGUAACCUGCUCAUAUGAUCACAUGACCCCCUUCGCUGUGCUUCUGGUUGAUAUGAGCGUGACACCAAUUAAUCACAUGCAAAUGAAAGUCCUGUCCUAUAUUAGUUAUAUAGGUUGUGGUCUUUCAUCGCUUUUCUCAGCAGUAACCAUGCUUUUAUACAUUCGCAUGAAGAGAUCGAAGCGAAACAGUUCCAUCCAUAUCCAUGUGUCUUUGAGCGCAGCUCUUUUUCUCCUCAACACAAGCUUCAUGUUCAUCGAAUGGGGAGCUACGUCAUCUAAAAACAGUGUGUGCGUCUUAAUAGCAGUGAUAAUACAGUUCAGCCUGCUGUCCUGUUUCUCCUGGAUGGCCGUUGAAGCCCUUCACUUGUACUUGCUUCUAAUCAAAGUGUUUAACACCCACGUCAAGCGCUAUAUGGUCAAGCUGUCCCUGUUUGGGUGGGGAGCGCCUGCUGUUCUUGUUGGGGGAAGUCUGUGUGUACAACUUAGUAAAACAGUUUAUGGCACUAAAACAGUACAAUUAUCAAACACAAACGAAAAAACCCAAUUCUGCUGGAUUACCGACGCUCGCUUCCUGUAUGGCAUGAACAUCACCUACUUCUCCUUAAUGUUCCUGUUCAACGUAUGUGUUCUGGUGGCAGUGAUCAAACAAAUCGUCAAACUGCAGAGCUUGAAUGUUAGAGGCAGUAAGCUUCCGUCUCGUAAGAACAUUUGCACAGUCCUGGGCCUGACCCUCCUGCUGGGAAUGACAUGGGGCUUGGCUUUCUUCACCACGGGAUACACAAACUACCCCGUUCUUUAUCUCUUCUGUACCUGCAACAGUCUGCAAGGGCUGUUUAUGUUCCUCUGGUUCUGCGGUACAAAAAGGAAGAACAGACGUUUCAAGGCCCAAACCUCAACUUCGGGGAAAUCGACCAAUACUUCAUUUAGGACCACUGAAAGCAGCGUUCCCACUGAUCAGUUAUUGCAUGUCAGCUAGUGGUGCAGUGGUUAUAGUAAAUCGUAUACGGACAAACACUAUAUUGAUACAAAUACUGCAACAACUUAUACAAAUGAUUUCAAAAUCUACUUUAUUCUGCAACUCAUCCUGAGGUUCAUAAUGAGUCACUUUUUUCCUUUGUGAGCUGCUGAGUUCCUUAUUAUCAACAUUACAAAAGUUUGGAUGAUGCACAUUGUUUUAAUUACUGCAUGUUGAAAAUAUAUUGUGUAUAACGUAUAACAGUCUAUUACACAUUAAAGUGCUUAUUAAUUC